This is a messenger RNA of Aspergillus costaricaensis CBS 115574, 546 nucleotides long. RefSeq lists its product as uncharacterized. The transcript has a single exon. Lineage: Eukaryota; Fungi; Ascomycota; Eurotiomycetes; Eurotiales; Aspergillaceae. The coding region runs from base 1 to 546 and encodes 181 amino acids. The record is from RefSeq and is a predicted model, not a curated record.
AUGGCGACUCCACCAGAACCAUUCGAGAUGACGGACAUUCAAGCCAGACCAAGCUCACCACCAACACCACUAGUCACCCUUUCAGACCUCAAAGAAUCAUCCAUAUCCCCCACUUUUUGGUACCGAGUCCACGUCCUCCUUUUCGACCUGAAGAACUUCGAUAACGCCUCGUCCAAGAAGCGUCUGGAUAAAGUCACAGACUCGUCUUACAUCGACAAACCAUAUUUCUCCCCAGAAGAAGCCGAGAAAAUAAAGAACAUUGUUACAGACACCAGCGGAAAGACAUUCUCAGAAACGCUAGAGGAAGGCUUGAAUGAGCGACUGGAAAGACGGAAGAAGAAGCGUGCUCAGAGUGGCGACUUCCGAGUCUGUGCGGCACACGAUCUUGCCCCGCUCAUAGCAAGUGCGCUGGGAAUUGAUCUUAAACAGAUGGAGAAAGACAAGGAUUUCGCUAAGGUGGUUGAAGAAAAGGGACUGAAUUUGCGUGGGGAAAUCUGGGGCGGGUUGAAAAAGAAAUCUUUUGCGCCCAAGAAUAAGAGACGAUGA